Molecule: messenger RNA, 1490 nt
Organism: Pseudonaja textilis
Lineage: Eukaryota; Metazoa; Chordata; Lepidosauria; Squamata; Elapidae
Gene: RAB40C
Product: RAB40C, member RAS oncogene family
Biological process (GO): intracellular signal transduction
Molecular function (GO): GTP binding; GTPase activity
Source: RefSeq, a predicted model, not a curated record
CCUGGGUGGUUGGCAGCCCAGCGCAGUUUCCCGAGGAGACGCGGCGCUGAUGGGGCGGCGGAGACCCGGACGGACGGCCUGGGCGGCCUGAGAGCGAGCGAGAGAGAAUCCUGACAUCUUUUGACAGCAGCCCUUCAUUCGACAAAGGAAUGACGAGACUCUUGUGAGAAGAACAAUUCUUUUGAGGGGAAGGAAUUUGGGGGAAGCGGAAUCGCACGAAUUCUCGCAAGAUUACCACCGCUGCAAGCUUGGCGUUUCCUCCCCGGCAUCUUUUCAGUCUGGCUGGGUGUCUAGCAUGCGAAUUGUCGGCCUUCACUAAUGAGAGGGAGAAUGGGAACCCAGGGCAGCCCUGUCAAAAGCUACGAUUACCUGCUGAAAUUCCUCUUGGUCGGGGACAGCGACGUGGGCAAAGGAGAAAUCCUUGAGAGUCUUCAAGACGGGGCUUCGGAAUCGCCCUAUGCCUACAGCAACGGAAUUGAUUACAAAACCACAACAAUCCUGUUAGAUGGCAGAAGGGUCAAACUGGAGCUCUGGGACACGUCUGGCCAAGGAAGGUUCUGUACUAUUUUUCGAUCUUAUUCCAGAGGAGCCCAGGGCAUCCUCUUGGUGUACGACAUCACCAAUCGCUGGUCUUUUGAUGGAAUAGACCGAUGGAUCAAGGAAAUCGAUGAGCAUGCCCCCGGGGUGCCCCGGAUCUUGGUUGGCAACCGCCUUCACCUAGCCUUCAAGCGGCAGGUGCCCACGGAGCAAGCCCGAUCCUACGCAGAGAAGAAUUGCAUGACCUUCUUCGAAGUCAGCCCGUUGUGCAACUUCAACGUGAUCGAGUCCUUCACCGAGUUGUCCCGCAUUGUGCUGAUGAGACAUGGCAUGGAGAAGAUCUGGAGGCCCAACAGAGUGUUCAGCCUCCAAGACCUCUGUUGUCGGGCCAUCGUUUCCUGCACGCCGGUCCACCUGAUCGAUAAGCUCCCGCUUCCCGUCACCAUCAAGAGCCACCUGAAGUCCUUCUCCAUGGCCAAUGGCAUGAACGCCGUGAUGAUGCACGGCCGCUCGUACUCCCUGGCGAGCAGCGGAGGGGGCAGCGGCAGCAAAGGCAACAGCCUGAAGCGCUCCAAGUCCAUCCGCCCGCCACAGAGCCCGCCGCAGAACUGCUCGCGGAACAACUGCAAGAUCUCUUAGCGGGGGAAGCGCCCCCGGGACGGGACGGGACGGACGGACGGGACGGGUCCCCUCCAAGCGCAUGCACCUGCACCUGCUCGCCGAUGUACAGAUGUUGAACACCGCACGUCACCCAUCCCAUCGGCCACGGGUUUGCAAAGAACACCGGCUCAGCGUGGCAGGAGCCUGGGCAAAAGGAAGGACAAGGGCCGCACCACGUUAGCUUUCCCAGAAUGCAAUAGGUCUUCCCCUUCUCUGGCAGGAAAGGACCAGCAGCUUCCAGGGUGUGGAUUUUUCUUCUUCUGGGUUUUUUUUUUUGGGGGGGGGGGGGGGCG